AUGACUUUACAUGAAAUUGACCACAAUUCGUCCUCAAAUCCACAGUUUACCAAGUCGAGUUACCACUCGCAGUUGUCCAAGUCGUUGUUUCGACAUUACAAUGAGUCAGCGCAAGCUUUGCAAAAGAGUGGAAGGCAAACGCCAGAUUUUCUUUAUCAAGAGCCAAAGCUAUUAAACCAACAAGACUAUGGGGAGUAUAAUCAAGACUAUGGCAGGAACAAUAGCGGCUAUUUUGUGGAUAGAGGCGCCAUAUCUGUUCCGUCAUCUCGCAUUGAGACUUUUUACACCGACAGGUCGAUAGAAGAAGAAGUCCACAAUCUUAUGCAAAAUUAUGGCGUCUUGCACGGUUACGACCAGAGUUUGGAUUCAGCUCCACCACUGCAGGGACAUGAUGAGUAUCAUCUGACAUCAAGUCACCAGCACCAGCAAAAUGCCAACCCUGUUUACCAAGACGAAGCACUGCAACGAGAUUAUCCAACCAAAGCAACACAGAACCAGCAGUACCAAAACGUCCUGGAGUAUAGUGACAAUUAUGGGCAACAGGAUCCUCCACUUAACCAGAAUCAAUUCCAGAUUUCACAACAUCAACAAGUACAUCAUGAGCACCUGAUGCUGGAGAAUCAUCAUCCACAGCAAAUCCCAUUCGAGCCUCAUUCCUUUCCAAGACAAGCUCAAAACCAGCAAUAUGAGAAUGUUCAAUCAUCGCUACCCUAUAGUCACUCUCACGGAUCCCAUAUUACGACAUCACAUGCGACACAGCAACAAAGUCCUCAUUUUCAGUCCGGAUUUCAAUACUCACCUUCGCAAGCACACAAUGAAGCUGCGCCCACGCAGAGUUAUUCACACAAUCCUCGACUAAACUUCCCUACUGAGGUUAGUCAAACCAACCAGCUACCGGGUACAUCAACCACCAAGGAGACGCCAUUUGAACCCAAGACCAAAGCUAAGCGGGGAAGACCCAGAAAAAAGCCAGGCUUCCAUUUGAAAUUGGAUGGAAUAAACAAGAAAGUGAACCUACCGAAUAGACUCGUCUCGUCAUCGCAAUCAGAUUCAGGAACUGAUUACUGGAAUAGGACGCCAAGUGGGAACAGCCACGGUCCACUGCGGCUCUCCAUGGCACUAACGCGUGAUGACUAUGAUGUUGGAAGAGAUUUGAGUUUGCAUGAAGGUAGCUUCCAUGGCACUGUUCCCGGAUUUGACUUGACGCCGUCUGUCGACCCACCAACAAAGGGCUAUUUUGAGUUGGACCAUACUCCUGGCAUUGAAACGGUUGCAAAUGGAGGAUUUUUUUCUCCGGCCACACGUCUAGAUGGUAGAGUGAAUGACUUCAAUCAAUCGUUUGAGACCUACUUAAAUAAGGCGGGUGAAUACAGCAAUACGCAAGGAGAAGAACUAGAUACCAACAUUAUAGGAUUCCCAAUCCCAGAGUUCCAAGAAGAUGAUGCUGGUGACGAGCAGCAGGUGCCAAUAAAGGGUGAAUUCACUCCUUUGGAAAUACCAGCUGAUUCUUAUGUAUCACAGAAUGAUUCAUCUUCAGGAAGAGCUUCAGGUGGUGAAGUUGACAACUAUUCGCAGUCCACGUACUCUGCAGAGGCGCCGCAGUUCAAUGUUGACCAGUAUAUAAACUCGGACGAGGAUCCAGAGGUGCACCCAACGGUGAACCAGGCACUUUCCAAUCAUAGCUCUCCUCAUAGUGCAGUCUCACUCGGCUCAGAUGGUCACAAAAAGGAUCCCACCACAGCAACUGCCAAGACAGCUACGAAAAAGAAAAGCAGCAAAGGAGCACGUUGUCCCGUUUGUGACAAGUUCAUUAGCCGUGAUUUGACCCGUCAUAUGCGAAUCCAUAACGAAGUUGGUCGGUUCCAGUGUGUGUACCCUAGAGAAAUGUGCAAUCACAAGACGCAAAAUUUCAAUCGACCCUAUGAUUACAAGAAGCAUUUGUUGCAUCUGCAUUUCAAAUUCGAUGAUGCAAGGGGUAAAACCGCGCAUACUUUGGGGGACAAGUUACCAAUGAGCGGCGAGUGUGUAGCUUGUGGGGCAAGAUACAUUGCUAGUGAAUGGUUGAGCGAGCAUGUUUUGACCCAAAAUGAUGAGCAGAGAUGUGCAUAUGUUGAUGCGACUAUUCUGAUUGAACAAUCUUGA
Molecule: messenger RNA, 2142 nt
Organism: Lodderomyces theae
Lineage: Eukaryota; Fungi; Ascomycota; Pichiomycetes; Serinales; Debaryomycetaceae
Exons: 1
Coding region: 1-2142 (713 amino acids)
Source: RefSeq, a predicted model, not a curated record